AUGAGCAGCAACGAACCAGUUCAGAUAGAGCCGGCGGUACCGGGCAACUCGGAUGAAGGCGAUUCGAGCACACAAGGCGUUCCUACGCAAGCGGCGUCGGACGCUGAAGGAACCGGAACCGCAGUACCAGUGGAAGGAGACAGUGAUGCGCCACUCGAGAGUGGGUCCCUGUCAACACGAACUUCCGACAACGCAGUUUCAGACGUGUCAACCUUGCGGGCCUGGAAGACGCAGGCAAAAGGGGAUUUCACAAAAGUUCGCAGACGUGUGCUGGUGACCAUGACGGACGGUGAGUGCAGUACCGAAGAAGUUGUAGCCGGUUUCACAGAAUUAGAGGAGGCAUACGAGAGGGCCACCGCAGUGAUGGCGGAUUUGAUGGGUUGUUAUGCUGUGCAGGGCGACAUCGCUGGGAAAACAAAGGUUUUGUCAGAAAUAGAGACAAUGGAAAGUCAGCUCAGCGCAGCUGGAGAUGCACUAGCUUCAUUUCUUUCGCAGUCAACCAACACGGGCUACAGUUUUGCAUCACAUAGCCAACAGCAACACUUUGAUUCAGAGCCAGUUUCAGAGUUCUCACGCACCACUGCCAGUACUGCGUCUCGGUUAGGUGCGCCUGCACGUACGCGCUCCAGAAGUGGUAUCAGUUACAGCUCACCGCACAGCCAAGCACGCGAUUACCUGUCAUCGAUUGAUACUGUGGUUGACCACGAGAGGCCAACAAUCGAUCAAGCAUACGAUCACAGAGACCGGUCUUCAGAAGGAGUGAGGAUGAACCUCAUGAGUCAUGUGGACAGGGAAGCAGAAGAUCAGUCCGCUGAGUCAGCGUCCGCUACAGUUCGUAGAACCAGCGCUAGCGUCACCGCUACGAGUGCGAGUAGCACGGUGAAUUCCGUUUCCAGCGCUAGCCCUCCUUCGUCUUCGAACUUGACAGCGUCCCAGGACGGGACAACGACGAGCACCACGAGGCCUGUGCAGCAACUCGGGGCGAGCAGUCAGACUGGUACUCGGGCGCAGGCACCAGGAACGCCACCCAACAGACCAGCGCCACCAGCUGCACCGCAGCCUGCUAGAUCUACGAGUGGUAGUGCGAGUAGCAGUGCGACGGCAUCACAAAGUGCGGCAGUGACAGCGUCAGCAAGCGGGACUGUGUCUGUUAGAACGGCGUCCAGGGGCAAUGCGUAUCCGAACCCUGCAGCGCCAGUGUUUCAGUCUCAGAACAGUCAGUCAGUAGCCGGCCUGAAUGCUGGUAGACGACCGCCAGUGCCAUCACAAGCGAACCCAGUUUCCUACUCAGGACAUGGGGGAUACGGAUAUCAGCCAGUCGGCCUGCAGCCCCAAGACUGCCAAGUGCUUCAGGGUCAACCGCCAGCGGUUGGCGCUAGUGCGAAUGCAGCUGGACCGUGGAUGCAACUGCAGAAGAUCAGCAUUCCGGUGUUCGACGGAGACAAACGCAGAUUUGAAGGGUGGCAUGCAGCAUUCAUGGCAUGCAUCGACGCUGCGCCCAUGACACCAGAGACGAAGAUGUUGCAGCUUCGACAGUACCUGGCAGGCGAACCUCUUCGGGCUGUCGAGAGCCUGGGAUACUCGGCCGGGGGAUAUAAUGCAGCGAAGCAGCUGCUUGAAAGGAAGUACGGCGGCGAGCGGCGGCGAAUCGCAAUCCAUACAGAGGAGCUGGAGAACAUCAAGCCUGUCCGGGUCAACAAGCCAAAAGACUUGGAGCGAUUCGUAGACCUGCUAACAGUGGCAGUGUCCAACCUGAGGGAUGCUGGACGGGCAAUGGAGCUGCAGCCUGGUACCUUCUAUGGCAAGCUGCUGAAAAAGCUUGACCGGCAGAUGUUGGCACAGUACCAUCGCUGGCGCCAUGACAAGAGGAUGGCAGAAUCGGUUGAAGUUUUCCUGGAAUGGUGUAGUCUGGAGGCGGAGUUUCUAACGACUGCCAUGGAAACCGUCGACGGGCUGAUAGAGAGCCAACCCAGCAGUAGCAAUACUGGCCGGCAAUCGCAGUCUGUGCGACCGGUGACACUCGUGACUGCGAAGGAGGAAAAACCGGCGCCUGGGUGCGCUCACUGCAAAGGGAGCCAUCCGGUCUGGAAGUGCUUAACCUUCAAGGCCUCGGCACCAACGCAACGCUGGCAGGUGGCACAGAGUUCUGGCCUAUGCUUCCGAUGUCUCGGGCGAGGGCACUCUGGCAGAGAAUGUCAGAUGUCAAGGACAUGUGGAAUCGACGGAUGCCAGAAGUCCCAUCACCGAUUGCUGCAUGAUCCCCGCCGUGAAUCAGCAUCCGACAACGGGGCAGGCAGGCCUAAGCCUCAAGCAGCCAAACCGACGGCAGAGCCUAAGCCAGCCACCACCAAGUCUAGUGGCCCAGUGACUCACAAUGUUCCGUGCAACUGCUCUGCGGCAUCCGAGACAGCGCCUAGCACGGAAGGGGAGCACGUCGGUCUCACCACUGCAAUGCUGCAGCGAGAGCCUGUGUCCUUACGCACGAUACCCGUGGUCUUGAUCGCCGGCAACCGACGAAUGACUGUCAAUGCCAUCUUGGAUGACGGAAGCACUCGCUCUUACGUUAACAGCGAUGUAGCAGCCGAACUGGGAGUUCAGGGACAGCAACCGGAAAGGAUGUCUGUUCACACCCUCAACGGCCACAAAGAGGUGUUCCUCACCACCCCAGUGGCUCUGGAGCUGCAAAGUCUGGACGGGCGUCUGAGAACCGAUGUCGAGCUCUACACCACCAAGAAAGUCGUGGGGGAUUUCAGCGUUAUCGACUGGCAGCAGCAAGGGAGAAAGUGGGAGCACCUCCAAGGCGUCCAGUUCCCACCACUAUCAUUAUGUCGUUCCAGCACCAUAGACGUCCUGUUGGGGCUGGACCACGCUGACCUCCACGUUUCCCUGCGAGACAUUCCCGGAAAGCCGGGCGAGCCUGUAGCCAGACUAACGCCGCUAGGAUGGACAUGUGUAGCACCAUCAGCAGUUGCUCGACACACUGGCGUUGGGAUCACUCUUCACGGCGUGCAGAUGCAUGAACCACUCGAUAGGCUUCUGCGGAAGUUCUGGGAGUUGGAGGAUGUGCCGGCAGAAACUGAGACGGUGAUCAGCGCAGAUGAUCAGCAGGUGGUCAGCAUGACGAAGGCGACCAUGUCGAGGAUCGACCAGCGCUAUGAAGUCGGCGUUCCAUGGCGAAAGAAGCCCCCGGACCUGGCAGAGAAUUACGACAUGGCUCUCCGGCGCCUGGAGUCAACAGAACGGCGGCUCGCAAAGCAGCCGGAAGUGUCCACAGCUUACAGAACCACCAUCAAGCAGUAUGAAGCCAAGGGCUACGUGCGCCGUGUGCCAGUGGGUGAGAACAGCGUCCCCAGGUGGUUAUUGGCACAUUUUCCAGUUGUGAGGAUGGGCAAAAGCACAACCAAGGUACGCAUCGUGUUCGAUGCAUCUGCCAAGCAGCAAGGAACGUCGCUCAAUGACGUGAUUCACCAAGGGCCUAAGCUCCAACAAGAUUUGAGCCAGGUGCUACUGAGGUUCCGGAAAUACCCGGUGGCACUGGCUUGCGACAUCAGCGAGAUGUAUUUACAAAUCCAGCUGAGAGAGGAGGACAGGCCAUUCCAUCGAUUUCUGUGGCGAGAGGAUCCCAGUGAGAAGCCGGAAGUGUACGAAUUUCAGCGAGUCGUCUUCGGCGUCAACUGUUCGCCUUUCCUCGCGCAAUUGGUCACGCAAGAGCAUGCCCGAACGUCGACAUCGAAGUACCCGAACGCCGCUGAAACCGUCCUCGAGUCGACAUACAUGGACGACAGCCUGGACUCCGCACCGUCGGUGAGCGCUGGCAUCGACAACUACCACCAACUGACCAGCCUCUGGGGCGAAGCAGGCAUGCACGCCAGGAAAUGGCUUUCGAACUCGCAGGAGAUCAUGGACAAGAUCCCUGAAGUGGACCGGGCUGCCAACGUCGCCUUCGGAGAAGCGCUGCCCACCAUCAGGACGCUGGGUGUGCAGUAUGAUGCGAGCACAGACAACUUUGGCUUUACCUUCUCACCACCGCCAACAGAAGUUAAGCUCACGAAGCGAGCUGUACUGAAGAAAGCAGCAACAAUCUUCGAUCCGCUCGGCUUCAUGGCGCCAGUCACAGUCUGCGCGAAGAUGCUACUGCAACGCAUGUGGUCUGCCGGUCUGCAGUGGGACGAUCCGCUAGAGCCUACCCUGGAAGCGGAAACGAGGCAGUGGUUCAAUGAGCUGCCAGAGCUUGCCAAGAUUCGGAUACCGAGAUGUCUACACUUCGACCUGACGACCGGCAUCGCAGCGACGGAGUCGAAGCUACAGUGCCAUGUAUUUGCUGAUGCCUCUGAGCAAGCCUAUGGAGCCGUCGCAUACGCUCGUGUGAAGAGCAGUGGUGGCGUUCAAACUCGCCUUGUCGCAGCCAAGACAAGGGUGGCGCCUCUACAUUCAGUGAGCAUUCCAAGGUUGGAGCUCAUGGCGGCCGUCAUGGCAAUUCGGUUGGCAAGCGUCGUGACUCGUGCGCUAGGCUUAGCUAUGUCAGACGUGGUACUCUGGACAGAUAGUCAGAAUGUUCUUUACUGGAUCAGAGGCAGGAGCCGAAGUUACAAGGCAUUUGUGGCGAACCGAGUCAGCGAGAUCCACAACCAGAGCCAACCGUCACAGUGGCACCAUGUUCCCACAGACCAGAAUCCAGCUGAUGUGGUCUCUAGGGGUACAACGGUCCCCAAUCUCGACACGACCGUCUGGUUGAAUGGCCCUGCUUUCCUCCAACAAGAGCCGGAAAAAUGGCCCAUGGGAACAGCGCCAGCCUAUCCGCAGUCCGAGGCACGGAAAGAGGAGAAGAAAGUGAGCGCCGUAUCAUCUGGAACCACGGUCAGCUUGCUGCAAGUGAUCGCUAACGUUGACGAUUCCAGCCCACUCCAUGCCAACAGGUUCAUCAACUGGGCACGGGGAGUACGACUGUGGGCGCGGGUGCUGCGGUUCGGUGAGAACUGCCGUCGACAAAAGGAGGAUCGUCAGGGAGGGGAGCUGAUGCCCGACGAAUUGGCAGCCGCAGAGACGGAGAUCAUAAAGCUUGCGCAAGGAGAAGCGUUUCAUGCGGAGAUGCCAGCGCUCCGGAACAAGCAAUCCAUUCCAGAGCGUAGUCCCUUGAGGUCCUUGUGUCCGUACAUCGAUGAGGAGGGUGUCAUACGCUGCCGUGGUCGACUUGAAUUCGCAGACUUUCUGCCACGAGAUGCCGUCAACCCGAUCAUCCUGCCAAGACACCAUACCGUAACCAGGUUAAUCGUCCAGCAACAUCACGACCAAGCUCAGCAUGUCGGAGGCGUCAACCAGGUGUACGCAUCUCUUUGCAGCCGCUUUUGGAUAGUAGCUGGGAGGGAAGCCGUCCGAGACGUCGAGAGGAAAUGUCCGCGAUGCAAGCUACUCAAGGCCAGACCCGCACAGCAAGUGAUGGCACCAUUGCCGCGGAGCCGCAUCACACCAUCCUUCAGGGCGUUCGCUCGAGCUGGAGUUGACUUUGCUGGGCCGUUUGAGACAGUACACGGCCGCGGGCGAAAGCGGACAAAGCGCUACUUGUGUCUAUUCACUUGCUUGGCCACGAGGGCAGUACAUCUGGAGAUCGCAUACAGCAUGGACACGAACUCCUUCCUCAAUGCCUUCUACCGCUUUGUUGGACGACGGGGACUGCCAGAACGGGUCAUUUCGGACAACGGCACCAACUUUGUCGGCGCACAAGGAGAAUUGAAGGAACUUGUUGCGCAAAUGGAUGAAGAGCAGAUCAUUCGGACAGUGGCGGAUCAGAGGGUGACAUGGCAGUUCAACCCGGCGGCCGCCCCUCACUUCGGUGGAGUAUUCGAAGUAAUGAUACGUGCGGCUAAGCGAGCCGUGUCAGCGAUUUUGAAGUCUGCCGACAUCACAGACGAAGAGCUGACCACAGCUUUCGUCGCAGCUGAGAGUCUCAUCAACUCAAGACCAUUGACGUACACAUCCAGCUCGCCGUCAGAUGAACCGCCUCUUACGCCGAACCACUUCCUAUUCGGGCAGUGUGGAGGAACAUUUGCACCAUCAUCGGUCGACACAACCGACUUCAACCCGCGGAAGCGCUGGAGGAGAGUCCAACAACUAGUCCACCACUUCUGGCAGCGAUGGAUACGGGAGUGGCUUCCGUUACUUACCCAGCGCAAGAAAUGGCGGAAGCCUCAUAAUGACGUCAAGAUCGGAGAUGUUAUGCUGUUGCUGAGUCCCAACACCCCUCGCGGUAACUGGCCUCUGGCAAGAGUGUUGGAGACAUUUCCUGGACGAGACGGACAUGUGCGUGUCGUGAAAGUGCAAGUUGGAAAGUCUACGCUAAUCCGUCCUAUCAGCAAGCUGUGCCCAAUUGAAUCACCUGCUGAGUGA
This is a messenger RNA of Sycon ciliatum, 6384 nucleotides long. RefSeq lists its product as uncharacterized. The transcript has a single exon. NCBI's taxonomy places the organism in Eukaryota, Metazoa, Porifera, Calcarea, Leucosolenida, Sycettidae. Gene Ontology annotation, biological process: DNA integration. The record is from RefSeq and is a predicted model, not a curated record. Gene Ontology annotation, molecular function: nucleic acid binding. Bases 1 to 6384 code for a protein of 2127 amino acids.